This is a messenger RNA of Coprinopsis cinerea okayama7#130, 3610 nucleotides long. RefSeq names its product protein-tyrosine-phosphatase. NCBI's taxonomy places the organism in Eukaryota, Fungi, Basidiomycota, Agaricomycetes, Agaricales, Psathyrellaceae. The record is from RefSeq and is a predicted model, not a curated record. Gene Ontology annotation, biological process: protein dephosphorylation. Gene Ontology annotation, molecular function: protein tyrosine phosphatase activity. Bases 1 to 3468 code for a protein of 1155 amino acids. The transcript has 3 exons.
AUGAUCCAGCCUGCAUUCAUCCUCGCUCCGCCCUCCACUUCCUCACCCAACCCACCCUCAACAACGCCCUCCUCGUCGUCCGCCACAUUCCCUUCAAUAUCUCCAGCGGCACUCAGCCCCCUCCUCGACGACCCCGACACUCUAGUCCUCGACAUUCGACCCCAUGCUGCCUACUCGUCAGCCAGAGUGUCGUCGGCCGUCUCCCUCUCAGUCCCCUCGACCCUUCUCAAACGACCACUUUUCUCUCUCCAGCGCCUGGCAGCAAUGCUGCCGUCCAAGCAUGCUCGGUCAAGGUUCUCUGCAUGGCGCUCAGCGAAACGGAUCGUCGUGUACGACGCCGAUGCCCACUCCAUCCCCGAAAACUCCAACAUCCUUGGCCUUCUCCGCAAGUUCAAGAAUGACGGCUUCGAGGGGGAAUUGUUUUGGCUCAAGGGCGGGUUUCAGUCAGUUUGGCGAGAAAAGAGGGAUAUGAUCGAUACCAGGCCACCGACGCCGGACAACGAGUUGGAGGAUGAAGAGGACGAUGGCACCGCUGCCUCCACACCUUCCAGCAACAACUCUUCCGUGCUCCGAACUCGACAUCUUCCCCUACAAGCAUUUUCCUUGUCAUCGACGGCCAUGCACAACGCACCCCUCAACCCAGCAACGUCCAAGCGUGCGCCAUCGCUGGUAGAUAAACCCGCCUCGCAAAUACAAUCGACAUCGGUCUCGUCGCACGCAGCCAAUCCGUUCUUUGACACCAUCCGUCAGAAUGUGGAGCUUUCCCACGGAAUCACUGAGCGAAUACCUCUUCGAUUACCUCGCCGUGUGCGCCGGAGAAUACAUGAACUCCCAGUUCCAUGGCUCAAACGAAUCGCCAUGCGUGCUGGCAAGUGCCCCUCCCACCACCACCCCGCAUGUUUCGAUUCAUCAUCAGAAGAUUCCCCCGAUGACGAUACCGGUCCAGAUCAGUCAGUCGUGGACCACGGCGCAGAGACCCUUGCCAUGCAGUUCUAUCGCAUCGAAUUGGCAGAGCAGCGUCGUUUGAUGGGUAUCAUGGAACAUCAUUCCAAGGAGAGUGGUUUCGGUGACCAGCAGGCAGGCCAGUCAAAGAACCUCUUUCCCUUCAGCAUAACUGCAGGCGUAGAGAAAGGUGCAAAGAAUAGGUACCGUCACAUAUGGCCAUUCGAGCAUGCCCGAGUGAAGCUGAGCCAUAAGGAUGACGACUAUGUCAACGCGUCAUUAUGUUGGGAACAAAACGUGCAUGUAAUUGUCAUGCUCACUCGAGAGGUAGAAGGUGCCAUGGUGAAAUGCGGUGCGUACUGGGCGGACGACGCAUUCGGACCGUUGCGAUUAAAGUUGGUGUCGACGACCGGUGUGGUCGACUCGUCAGAAGAGCCCGCUGGGUUCUUCUCGGCCUAUUCCUCGUUUGAUGCACGUUCUACCCGCCCUCGCUACCCUCACGGCAAUCCCUCGUCCAGCACUACACACAAACACCAUCACUAUCACAAGUCGGAAACGAUCAAGCGCGUAUUUGAACUUUCUCAUACCGGCUAUCCCGACGCCAAACCUCGCAAAAUCAUUCACCUACAAUACUUGGAAUGGCCGGACAUGAAUGUUCCCGACGAUCCUCGAGGUCUUCUCGGUUUGAUCAAGCAGGUCGAAGAAGCGGUCAUCGAAACCGGCAACAGAGACGAACCUACGCCGUCCGGAUAUCCCGAUUCACCCCCCAAUGUCUUGGACUUGGACGAAAAGACGGGCAUUGCCAAGCACGCAAUGGGGGCGAAUAGCCCCGUUCUCCUCCAUUGCAGCGCAGGUGUUGGUCGCACUGGAGGCUUCAUCGCUGUCGAUGCCAUCCUGGACUCUAUCAAACGAGAUGUUCACAAGAAGGCGCAGGCCAAUGAUGAAGCCAUGGUCGUUGAUUCCAAACCCCCCAUUGAAGUGAAAGCGGCUUCAACUGCCCCGCAAGCUCCGCCAGAAACGCAAACCGAACCAAUGCUUUUGGCAGGCGCUGUCGCCGAUCAUCCCUCUAACGACGUGGACAUGCACGUGGACGAUAAUAGCGAUGCACCUCCACCAACCUCAGAGGUUUCGGAGAUUGACGUCGUUUCCAUGGUUCUUUCCAGAGAGACUUCUGCUCCCUCUUUCCAGAGCACUAUACGCUGGGCCCAGACCGUCGAUGCGGAAAUGGAACAGGCUCGAAAGUCUCCCCGCCCACCCCAGCCAUCUCCAAUGAGGGUGGACAAGACCUCCAUCCGAGGAGGACGUGUCUCUUCCGCAAAACUCCCACCUUUUACCACUACCAUUCAGGGCAGUAGCUCCAGCUCUGAUGAUUCCUCCACAGGAGACCAAACCCCAAGCACGAACGGUAGUGGUAACGAGGUGAAUCCUUCUUCCCUGGAAACAUCUGUGUCUCCCGAAACGCCUCCAACUGACCGGAUCUCCCCUCCUUGCAAGCCAAUGGCUCGAGGAUCAUUACCGGAUGACCCACGAGAAAGAACGAAAUCGGUCCCUGCGCGACCAAGCUCCGCAACGAAAUCGAUGACGUCGUCUUUCAUGAAGAGGGCAGGAGCGCCUCCGAGUCUAUCCCUCAAUCUAUCUUCCCAUCCUAAUCCCUCUGCCCCGGUUCUUUCGACAUCCGGUUUGGAUGCGCGAAUGUCCUUCUCCAACAAGGGUUGCAGCGAUGACGACAAGUAUACAUUUUCCGUGGUGGAGUCUCCUAACACGAAGACCUUCGAUUACAAGGACCCUCGGCCGCUCCAUGGGACUUCCACACCGCCUUCCCUCGACAACUACGAGGACCCGAUACUUGAAGUCAUCCAGGACAUGCGGGAACAGAGGAUGAGCCUGUGCCAGAGCCUUCGGCAAUAUGUCUUCGUUCACAUGGCAAUAAUCGAAGGCGCUUUGAUGAUCUUGGACGACGAGAAGGAGCAGGCUGAGGCAGCGGCUGGCAGGCAAGCAGGGAUUGGCGAGAAGGGCGCGAGCUUCAUGGCCAGUUCCAAUGCGAAUUCUACGAGACAGAAGCGACGAGAUGGCAAAAAGACUAGACCAGUACCACCCAAGACAGCACCAGGUCGAUUGGCAUCGCAGCGGCGGUCGCACUCCCGCUCUUCAUCUGUGUCUUCUUCCCAUCUUCCGUCGAGGUCGCCUUCGCAGAGGAGAUGUGCAGGGGCUGAUUCCUCAUCCUCAAGACCGCCUUCGCCGUCGCCCGCGCGAGGGUCGGUCAACCUUCGGACCCCUCUCAAGGUACAGACGGCAUUGUCAACAGAUUCUGGUGGAGAGGGUGUUUCUGGCGCCUCGACAGGAGGGAAAAGGAGUGCGAGUCCGACCGAGUUAUUGAAGGAAGGCAUGCAAGGAGAGGUGCUAUUGUCGAAGCGCCCCAGCAUCAAGAGGAAACCCUCGGAUACUCAUCCGCCGGCUGCGGAGCAUCGCAACCCUGAGGAUAACACAUCUGUACCCAUGCCAGCACUCAUCUCUCACCAUCGAUGACGAGGCAUCGAAACUACUCUUGCCUCCUUGAAAGGCGGACGAUGUUCUGUCGUGAAUGUCGUUCUUGUUCUCUUUAAUACUAUUAUCGGGAUUGCAGGAACAUUCUAGGAUUUGUUGGACGAACGUUAUAAUAUUCAUUUUG